Fusarium graminearum PH-1 is the source of this 369-nucleotide messenger RNA. RefSeq lists its product as uncharacterized. The transcript is spliced from 2 exons. NCBI's taxonomy places the organism in Eukaryota, Fungi, Ascomycota, Sordariomycetes, Hypocreales, Nectriaceae. The coding region runs from base 1 to 369 and encodes 122 amino acids. The record is from RefSeq and is a predicted model, not a curated record.
AUGGCCAUUACCAAUCGACUGGCAAAAGCCAACCGGACCUGCAAAGUCUUUAUCAAGGUGGUUGACGAGGAGACUCAAUUGAGACGAAGCUUGGAGGAAAGGCUGGCGAUUAUGGAAAAAGAAAAACGAACAGCACAACUUGAACCAAGACUGAAGACAGCAGAAGCCGAAAUCGAAAGUCUGCAAAGCGAGUUCGGCAAAUUCGAAUCACCUGAUGGAAAGAUCUUUGACAUCGAAGAGGACCUAAACGACCUGGGAAGCAAAUACGAGAAUAUGAGCGAGGUGAUGGUCACUAAAGACAACAUGGAAGAUUUCGGAAAAGAUCUUCUGCGUGAAGUUGGGAGAAGAAUGAUGGGCGAUGAUCAUUGA